Molecule: messenger RNA, 597 nt
Organism: Coniosporium apollinis CBS 100218
Lineage: Eukaryota; Fungi; Ascomycota; Dothideomycetes
Product: V-type H+-transporting ATPase 21kDa proteolipid subunit
Exons: 5
Coding region: 1-597 (198 amino acids)
Biological process (GO): proton transmembrane transport
Cellular component (GO): proton-transporting V-type ATPase, V0 domain
Molecular function (GO): proton-transporting ATPase activity, rotational mechanism
Source: RefSeq, a predicted model, not a curated record
AUGAGUCUCUUGUAUGGUGUCGGCGGUGCGACCGCCGCUCUGACCGUCGUAGGACUGUAUAUGCUCUUCAACAACGAAGGCGAGGCAUUCAACGUUGGACAAUUCCUCGAAAGCGUAUCACCAUAUGCGUGGGCAGAUAUAGGCAUCGGCCUCUGUAUAGGGCUAUCCGUGGUGGGAGCAGCAUGGGGUAUCUUCAUCACGGGCACAUCCAUUCUCGGCGGCGGCGUCAAAGCUCCUAGGAUCCGGACGAAGAACCUCAUCUCGAUCAUCUUCUGCGAAGUCGUCGCAAUCUACGGCGUCAUCAUGGCCAUCGUGUUCUCGUCGAAGCUGCAGGUGGUCACCGGCGACGCGCUGUACUCGGGCGCGAACUACUAUACAGGCUACGCGCUCUUCUGGGCUGGACUGACCGUGGGCAUGUGCAAUCUGAUAUGCGGUGUAUCUGUGGGUAUCAACGGCAGCAGUGCUGCUCUAGCGGAUGCAGCAGAUCCGAGCUUGUUUGUCAAAAUCCUGGUCAUAGAAAUCUUCAGCUCCGUGCUCGGGCUCUUCGGCCUGAUCAUUGGACUGUUGGUCUCAAGCAAGGCGCCGGACUUCUCAUGA